GUGAACCUGCUUGCCUCAUGCGUAUUUAGCCACUCCAAUAUUGAUUAUAGACUUCGUAAGGGCUCAACGAUGCUAGUGGCUGAGUGUGUUCGCACACUGUCAUCACAUAAAUUCUCAACCCAUCCGGGCAGGAUUAGACCGCGCCUCCGAUCCCCAUGCAGAGGGAUAUCAAAACGUUCAGUGACUGGUACAGAAGUGCGAUACACUGCGGAUCUUUUACAAACAGCCACCGUUUCCGGUGCCACUGGCCACAUUGCAUCAUGAUGCCGAAGGUCGCAGGUUUUCCAAGUCCGAGGGCGCCCCAAAAGCCAUCCUCCUCGCAUGUAAUGGGUGCAACUAUGCCUUUAUGCCUCGCAACGCCCUUAAUGACUUGGGAGAACGCACCCUCUGCCAACGGCAUUCGCGCCACGGUCAUGUCGCAUGUCAUGGAUUUGGGACAAACUCUUCCCAGACGCAACAAUUACCGAGGAACUUCAAGCUAUUGACAUGGCCGUGACUGGCGCAGAAGGAUCAAGCCCACGAGUCUCAUUCCGACCCCUAGUCCUCAACGUUUCGCGGGAUGGUUUGGCUUGGCGAGCUCUCCACGGACCUCCACGGACCAAAGACGCCUACGACCAUCAAUAGGGCAGGCUUUCUAGUUAGGUCUAGACAUGCCUCAUCUACUUUCUGACGGAGAGGCCUCAGCGCACGCCGCUAUCAUUGCGCGAGGAUCAGUCAUUGAGCAAUUUGCCAUCGCCUGAUCAGGUACUUGAUAUAGUACCCAUUGUGAUGCAUCGCGGUCCUUGAGUAUCUCGUUACGCGUCCCCCGAGGAUACUCGUUACUCCAGACACCAAGCAACUACGGUGGUCUCGUGAGGUUGAUGAUAAAGUCUACCAGCGACUUGAGUCCCCUUUAUCAGG
This is a messenger RNA of Dichomitus squalens LYAD-421 SS1, 900 nucleotides long. RefSeq lists its product as uncharacterized. Bases 156 to 485 code for a protein of 109 amino acids. The record is from RefSeq and is a predicted model, not a curated record. NCBI's taxonomy places the organism in Eukaryota, Fungi, Basidiomycota, Agaricomycetes, Polyporales, Polyporaceae. The transcript has 6 exons.